This is a messenger RNA of Vespula vulgaris, 4981 nucleotides long. RefSeq names its product palmitoyltransferase ZDHHC8 (gene Zdhhc8). The transcript has 9 exons. Gene Ontology annotation, biological process: protein palmitoylation. The record is from RefSeq and is a predicted model, not a curated record. The coding region runs from base 304 to 2286 and encodes 660 amino acids. NCBI's taxonomy places the organism in Eukaryota, Metazoa, Arthropoda, Insecta, Hymenoptera, Vespidae. Gene Ontology annotation, molecular function: palmitoyltransferase activity.
UAUAUACAUAUACAUAUAUGUAUGUCACAGCGAGGUGGUGUGUUCACGGUUCAUGUAAGCAUAAGCGCCUAAAUAUUAAUUACGUUACGAAUGUUUUUGCCGGAGUAACACUCAUGUGAUGGAAGGUGUGAUCAAGAACGUAUCACGAAUGACUAAACACAAAGAAAAUGGGAGUCCUCGUUAAGUAUAGAUCUCACAACUUGCAAACAAGUAGCACCGAUGGACGCGGCCAUGUUUCCUGGUAGCAGAAAUCUUGCCCAUUAAUAAUUCAGGAAUUUUGAACCACGAAGUGGAACGUGCAGAAUGCCGAAAUGCGAUGUGAAAACAAGAUAUCUACCAGCUAUGUUCGCGUGGACAGUUCUACUCGUCACUACGACACUUUUCUUUUGCUUCCCGUGUCAGUAUUAUGUCUUUCGGUGGGGUACAUGGGUGCCAGCGCUUCAAGGAGUAAUUACUUUCUUUGUACUGACGAAUUUUACUCUGGCCACAUUCAUGGAUCCAGGUGUUAUACCGAAAGCUCCUCCUGACGAAGAUCGGGAGGAUGACUUCAGGGCUCCAUUGUAUAAGAGUGUUGAGAUCAAUGGCAUUACAGUGCGUAUGAAAUGGUGCGUUACGUGCAAAUUUUAUAGACCACCUCGUUGUUCCCAUUGUAGUGUUUGCAACCAUUGUAUCGAGACAUUUGAUCAUCACUGCCCGUGGGUCAACAAUUGCAUUGGCAGAAGAAAUUACAGAUUUUUUUUCUUUUUCCUUCUAUCCCUUAGCUGUCAUAUGCUUAGUAUAUUUGGACUUUGUUUGUAUUUCGUAUUGGAGCAUAAACAACAGUUAGGAGAAGUGGACACGAUUGUUGCGCUUGUGCUGAUGGGUGUGGUAAUAUUGCUGUUUAUUCCAAUUUUUGGAUUAACAGGCUUUCACGUAAUACUUGUUUCUAGAGGAAGAACAACUAACGAACAGGUAACAGGCAAGUUUAAUGGAGGUUACAAUCCUUUUUCGAAAGGAUGUUUACAAAAUUGUUGGUAUACGCAAUUUGGACCACAAUAUCCAAGUCUAAUUAAGCCUGAUAAAUAUUCAGGAAAGCGGCGUGGCGCGUGUACAUCUGAGAUAUCCACCAUAGACAGUGAGAACCAGGUAAAAACCUACAUGGAUAGCAGCAAUGGUGUUAGAAAUGCCAGUUCAAAUGCUUACAAUAAGUUAUCCCCUGGUCGAGAUGGUUCAGACACAGAUAUGGAACCAACUGCAUCUCAAUCAGCAGAUUGCGAGCCUACACCUCCCUUACAAAGACAUGGUUCUAAAAGUAAUUUCUUUUUGCCACCCGUGGAAAGUAACGAAUCUCCUAGGCAUCCUCAGCCACCACAACAUCGUCAUCCAAUACAUUAUCCUAGAGGCAGUCCUCAUCCAAAGCCAAGAGGGAUGAAUGGAUCGCGUAGUCACACACCAGACCCUUUAUCACCGGAAGUAACCGGUUCUCCUGCUACGGCUCCUCAACGAAAUCAGGGUCAAGGAGGUGCUAGUCCAACAAUGCAACAACGUAUUAAAGCUAUCGGAGUACCUACACCACUUGCCAUUUCCAGUCCCAUACGCAGAUCCAAUCCAGGUACACCGACGCAGGUUCGUCGGCCGGACUUUAUAGGAGUGAAUGAAACACCAACGUAUUAUGACGUUCAACAGGGAAAUAGUAUUGGAGUUGGUGCAGGUGGUACCGUCGUUACCGGUUAUAGUCCGCAACGACGUUUUUUAUCGGAGAGCGAGCUCGUCCGUCAGGGUGCCGAUCACUCAUAUUCAAGAACCAACAAUACCGUUGACAACAUUCGAGAACUUGCAGGAUCUCCACAGCGUGGCGCCUACAUGUGGAAAGAUAAUUCACCAGGCAGCUACCAAGUUCAACAAGGAAGCACAUCAUCGACAACAGCACAUCAGUCUCCUUCUCAAAGACCACCACCUCCUUAUGAUUAUUAUCGCUCGAAUCCAACUAGUCCCACUCAACAAUCUUAUACUACAGCUCCAAGAGCAGCGUAUCAUCCUGCUAUGAGAGGUGGUGUCCCAGUCUUCCCACCCCAUCAGCCACAUCAGCAAUCACCACAAGUUAAAAGAAAGGCUGUGAUGGCGACGCCUACUACACCUACGUCAGGAGAUACCAGACGUAGACCAAUGUCAUUCGUAAGAGCAUUAGAAAUGACGGAUUCUAUGGAAAUGGUCUCGGCUCCUAACGAUCCAAGGUCGCAAAGGCCUACCACACCAACACCAGAUCGAGCUAGUGUCUAUGAUAUGAGUUACGAGAUAUCCGUAUAGCCCAUCUUUCCAGUCUCCGUACAAUCCUACCGUUGGACGGAGAGAGUGCAAAUAUUGUUACCCUUAUGCGUCUCUCGUUCAAAUCAAGAAGGAACGUACAUCACUUAUAAAAUAUCCGUCUGAAGGGGGAAAAAAGCAAGCAGUAGCAGCAGCAGCAGCAGCAGCAGCAGCAGCAGCAGUAGCAGCAGCAGCAGCAGCAGCAUUCGUUGAUAUCGAAAUAACAUCAACGAUGUGAAAUCCUAUCGGUCCAGUCUCUUACAUAUAUAUACAGUCAUUUGUCAUCUAUAUUAUUCGUACAUUAACGCCAAUCAAGAAACUAUUAUUUUCUCGAAGAGACUAGAGUUAGCGUGAUCACGUAAAUUCUAUUAUAUUUGUAAAAUCGAUAAUGAUGAUGAUGAUGAUGAUAAUGAUGAUGAUGAUUGACGAUAAUUAUAAUGCUAAAAAGUAAUGAUGAUGAUGAUUGACGAUAAUUAUAAUGUUAAAAAAUAAUGAUGAGAUGAGGGUAAUGGUGAUGGUGAUGAUGAUGACGAUGAUGAUGAUGAUGAUGAUGAUGAUGAUGAUGAUGAUGAGAUGAGUGUGUGAAAACCGUUAUUAUAUUAUAAAGGCGGCUAACUAGAGCCAUAAGCGAUGUUACAAUAAUCAACGUGCAUAUUUUAAAAAGAAAAAGGGAGAGGGGGAGGGAGAGAGAGAGAGAGAGAUAACAGAUUAAUGCCGAAUUAUUUUCCAUUGCGAACUCGCAUACCAAAUAGAAUAUAAUACCACACGGAGACAUUUCAUUCUCCGUUCCAUCAUAUUUUGGGACUUUUACGACGAUAUAACGUAAACUAUAAACGUGAAAAGUUUUUCGCGUUAUAAGAAAAAUUCUGUGUAAAAUAAUCGUGAAAUGUGUAGUAAAUUUUUAAUAUACAUAUAUAUUUAACAAUAUUUAUACGUAAAUGAUAAAUAUAAGACUUUAUAUAAUUUCACCUAUAUAUUUGUUAUGGAUCCACAUCAUUUUAUUAUGUACGUGCCCACUUAUAAGACUUUGAUUUUUAUGAAAAAAAAAAAAAAAAAAAAAAAAGAAAGAAAACAAAACAAAAAAAAAGGAGAAAAAAAGAAGUCAAACGAACGAACAAACGAACAAACAAACAAACAAACAAACAAAAGAGAAAAAAGAAGAGAAAUUUUUUGUGAAUGUAAGAGAAGUAUGCGAGUGAAUGAGAGCGCAUGUUACGCAUGGCGAGAGUUGAAGAAAACAAACAAAAAAAAAAGAAAAAAAAAACCAUAGAAUACAGUCUUAGGUACAUAUGUACAUAUAUCUCGCUGAAUAUAUACACACACCAAGUAAAUGCUACUUUGCGAAAGUAGAAAGCAAAAGAAGCAUUUGAUUUGUGAUCCGAAGAAAAAAAAAAGAAAGAAAAAAAAAAUUUGUAAUAUACACUUUCGCGUAAAUUGAACGAUAUAUAUAUAUAUAUAUAUAUAUAUAUAUAUAUAUAUAUACAUAUAUAUAUAUAUUUAUAUAAAAUUUGCUGCUAUUAUUCAAUUUGUAAUAUUAUCUCGGCUUUUCAAUGUAUAUGUCAAUUUCGACAUAUAUGUGUAUAUGUGAGGCUUGUAACAACAAGAGCAGACUGUAAAAUUAUUGCUAAACCUUUGCAUAAACGCACUUCGUUUAUAAUGGAAUCGAUAAUCCACGUACUAUUUGAUAGCACAUAUCGUUCUGCUAAGUAACGAUGAUAGAACAUCGAAAUUUCGAGUUGUCAAAUUUUCAAAGAUAUAUAUAUAUAUAUAUACAUAUGUAUGUAUGUAUGUAUUUAUGUAUGUAUGUAUCUAUGUAUGUAUGUAUUUAUAUAUAUUUGUUAUUUGGCAAAAGGAAACUAUUCAAACAUUGUAAGAAGUCCUUCCAUGUCAAACGCUUUUUAAAAGAACAAGAGAAUGUGUUGUUGCCCGCCGUUUAAGAUUUAGCUUCCAUAUAUUCAUUUUUAUAUUUGGAGAAAAGAGAUCUGUGCCAAAAUAGUAUAUCCAUUGCCCUUUCCUUCCUUCCUCUCCUCCCUUUGCCCUUUUCCUUUAAAUACUAUGACAAAGAUAAGGUGUAGAUUCGGUUGCACCACUUUUACUAGAAAUUUAAGUGACUCUUUUAAAGAAAAUAAUAAUAAUAAGAAUGACAACAACAACAACAACAACAACAACAACAAUAAUACUAAUAAUAGUAAUGAUAAUAAUAAUAAUAAUAAUAAUAAUAAUAAUAAUAAUAAUAAAAGAGAAAAAAGAAGGCACGCCUUAAUAACGAGCUAGAACGUAAUAGUUGUUAGCGACUGUUUUUUUUUUUUUUUAUUUAUUUAUUUAUUUUAUUUUUUUUCUUCCUUGUUUUCUCUUAAAGCUCCACUUGAAUUUGCAGUGAAGAUAGUGCAAUCCCGAGACGAUUGUAGUGUUAUUAUUAAAAUGCACUUUAAAUGAGAAAAAGAUAGAAGAAAUGAUAAGAGCAAAAAGAAAGAAAGGAGAACGCAACAACGGUACAACACAAAGAAAAAAAAACAAACAAACAAACAAACAAACAAACUGAUUAAGAAAAAUAAUGCAUAAGAUUUGUGACGAAUGUUUAGUGUUUAUAACUUGGUGUACUUGUACAUAAAUACUGCUCGUUAUUAUCACUUAAAUGUACAUACAUAUACAUUUCGGUACUUACGUAUCGUCUACGAAAUAAAAGUCAUGAAAUAUA